AUGACACCUUCGGCACAACCUGUUAUCAAUGUUCAACUAAGGGAACCUCUGACUGUCCAAACAUAUCUCCCAAGAGUUGUAGUGACCACUCUAAUUGUUAAGAAGCCUGAGUAUGACACCAAAGCAGUCCCUUGGGACUAUCGAGCAAGUGCCAAGGGCAAGAUGAUCGACACUGUCGUGGCUCAAGGGAUGACAAGGUCGGAGAGGUGUUAUGCCCCAGAGGACCUAAAUCAAAGAGUUCUCGGAAACGAACAAAAUCCAAAGAAGAAUAUUACCGAUGCUGAAGCCGCAGAGUUUUGGAAGAAGAUGCAGUCCAAAGACUAUUCGGUUGAAGAACAGUUGAAGAAGACGCCAGCCCACAUAUACAUUUGGUCUUUGCUUAUGAGUUAUGAAGCUCAUAGGUUUGCUUUGAUGGAGGUGUUAAGCGGAGUGAUAAUUCCAAAAGAGACCACAAGUGAGACCUUAGCUGCAACGAUUGGAAGAAUAGUGGAAGCUAACAAGAUUUCUUUCCAUGAUGAUGAGUUGCCCGCAGAAGGGACUGGGCAUAACAAAGCGCUUCACAUCGCAGUCAAAUGUUGUGAUAAGAUUGUGACUCGAGUUUUAAUUGAUGGUGGCUCCGGAUGCAACAUAUGUCCUUUCACCACUCUAAGAAAUUUAGGUGUUAAUAUGGGAGAGAUAAAGGAAAGUCGUGUGAAAGUUAGAGCCUUUGAUGGAGCGCAAAGAAGUGUCAUCGGAGAGAUACAUCUCACAUUGCAGGUGGGGCCGGCUGAAUUCCCUAUUCUAUUUCAAGUGAUGGAUGUAUCAUCCAACUACAACCUAUUGUUGGGAAGACCAUGGGUUCACAUGGCAAGAGCGGUUCCUUCCACUCUUCAUCAAUGUGUAAAGUUUGAGUGGGGUCAUACAGAAAUUACCAUCCACGGAGAACUCAGUCACCCCAUUCAUUCUGUUAAUUCUAUCCCAGUCGCCGAUGAGUUAGACGGAGCAACUCUUCACACUUUGAAAAUCAUGCAAGCUAUAAGGGUCAAUGAGGGAUUAGAGCACGAAGAUACCAAGUUGUCAAGUGCAGCGAAAAUGGUUGCAUCAGAAAUAUUGAAGUAUGGAUAUCAGCCUAAGAAUGGACUUGGACCUAAGUCCAAUGGCUUAGUUGAGCCGAUCCAGUUGAAGCAUCAGAGAGGCACCAACGGACUAGGAUAUGAGCCUGCCUCAGGAAGAGACUGUCACGGGUCAAGCGAUACAAUCUUUGUACCAGAACAAUCUUCUAUUCUAGAUCAAGCUGGCGUUGAUGACAUCGUGGAAGGAUUAGGCAAUCUGUUCGUGGCCAUGGCUGGAGAAGAGGAAGGGAUAAACCUCAACAAGUUGACCAUUCGUGAUGCAAAACCUGGAGAAAUCUUGCAGAAUUGGACCACCAGCCCAUCCCUGUUUCAACCAGAGUCCUGCACUCAUAUUAAUAAAAAUCCUCGUUCAACGGUUAUAACAUGUAAUGAAUCCACCGAGCAAGAUGAAAAUGAUGAACAAGAUCACGAAGAGUAUGAUGAAAGCAUGAUGCCUGAAAAUCUACCACACGAGAUUAAGCAGGUUGAAAGUCAGAAGAAACCCAAUAUGGAUGAAGCAGAGGUUGUCAACUUAGGAGAUGAGGAAAUCGUGAAGGAGACAUGA
Messenger RNA from Solanum verrucosum, 1656 nucleotides. RefSeq lists its product as uncharacterized. The transcript has 2 exons. Gene Ontology annotation, molecular function: nucleic acid binding. The record is from RefSeq and is a predicted model, not a curated record. The coding region runs from base 1 to 1656 and encodes 551 amino acids. Lineage: Eukaryota; Viridiplantae; Streptophyta; Magnoliopsida; Solanales; Solanaceae.